Ixodes scapularis (black-legged tick) is the source of this 1526-nucleotide messenger RNA. RefSeq lists its product as uncharacterized. The transcript is spliced from 3 exons. The coding region runs from base 90 to 1526 and encodes 478 amino acids. The record is from RefSeq and is a predicted model, not a curated record. NCBI's taxonomy places the organism in Eukaryota, Metazoa, Arthropoda, Arachnida, Ixodida, Ixodidae.
ACACCGGACCUUUACUCAUAUCCCAUGGCCGAACGGAGACAAGCCUAACACCCGGCGUAAGAACAAGGAAUCGGCUACCGCCCUGCGGCAUGUUGGCUACUCCCGCCCCGACACCUCCAACAAGCAUGGACACGGAAGAAAUCGCCACAGGACAAGACUGGAAAGUCGUAGGUGCGCCAAACCAACGACUCGAAGAACAUAUAACUGUGAUAAUCAAACUCACAGACGGCACAGACCUAAGUAAGUUACCACCCGAUGCUAUAGGACGAAGCCUUGUACAAGCGGCGGCACUCACCACGGCCGAAAAAAAGGACACCUACGUAAAAGUGAGAGUCAUUCCGAACCUCAUUGCGAUAGACACGUACCGCACGACCGCAGCAGAGAAAUUCCUCCAUCUACGCCAAAUACUAGUCCUGAACAAACAACACCCCAUUCUCGCCUAUAAAACCAGUGGAAAUAACACAGUCAAGGGUGUUAUACACGGUAUCCAAAUGUCCGUUCCAGACGAAGAAAUUCAACAUGAACUUGAGAUCCAAGGAACCAAGGUCCUAGAAGCUCGGAGAAUAGGCUCAUCCCACUCCGUACUUGUCGUCAUCGAGGGAACCCGCCUUCCUAGAUUCGCUCUCUACAGCAGAGUAGUCAUGAGGCUCCAUCCCUACACCCCAAGGAGCCUCCUCUGCAGCAACUGCGCCACCAUAGGUCACCGAGCAGAUGUCUGCCCAAACAAACUACACUACCAGAGAUGCUUACAAUGCGGAACUAAACUUCCACCUGACCCCAACGGGAUGUCAGAGCACAACUGUGAAAUCCAAUGCCAAAACUGCAGCGGAGAACACCCGGCAGACUACCCACAAUGUCCAGAGCAACUCAAGCACCCAAUGGCCCAGGCUUCCGACUCGCAACAGCUUCGCAAUGCUCGGAGACACCGAAAGAUCAAGAAGCAGGAGCAAAAACCCACAAGAACAAAACUGCGACCACCGCGACAAACAAGCGAAAGACCAGAACGAAAGGCCACGGCAGCCCCUCAGGGAAACCCCACCGGCACUACAGAAGACGACGGCAUCACCCCACUUCAACAGAGGGAGCUGGAGGCUAAAGAAACGCCGUCACAAAUCAACAUCGUUAGAGCAAUGAAAGCAGUUAUCAUCCUGGACAAACCCGUGACUGAAACAAACACAACACAAAAUGAAACCACAAUGGAAAUACUUAAAAAACUAGACUCCCUUCAAAGGGAACUACAACAGAGAAACGAACUCUUUCAAAAGGAAUUCCAAAAAAGGGACGCAAUCAUACAGAGUAUGCAACAAGAGCUCCAGAAAAGAGAUACCCUUUUUGCUGAACAAUUCGUCAACCUCGAAAUCGGACACAGGCAGCUUGAAAGCUCGCUCAUUAAAUUAGAAUCCGUACUUAAUUCUUUGAGAAAAAGACCCCAAACACCGAUCCUUGACGUCGAAAGUAGCCCAUACAAAGUAGUUAUCACAGAGGAUACCAACCAGGGCACUGAGACAACUAAGAACCAUGAAUAA